GUUGGAGAGAUUGGGGACAAUUCCUUCGGAUCCAGAGUUCUCAGAAGGACUCGGUGAACUGCAAUAAUGGUUUCCAGACCUUUGCCAACAAUUCACUACAAUAAUGCUGCCUGAUUAGAUUGUCGUAAAAGUUUCACUGCUGCUACACAAAGAAAAUUGUUAACCAUGAUGACCAUGCUCGACCAAAUGAAGAAAUAAUAAUAAUAAAUGAGUAAAAAAUAAUAAUUUAAAGACAGAUAGCCAAUAAGAGUUGAUACAACUUGACUGAAUCUUGAAUGAAAUCAAAGGAAAACAGAACGAUACUUUGACAAAAAAAAAUAUAUGUAUGUAUGUAGUAUAUUCACUUUCUCAAUAAACAUAUUUAUGUGGGUGUGUAAAAGAUGACAUACGUAUGUAUGUAUGUAUAUCGAUAUGUGUUUGAUCAAAUUAGUGUUUCUGUGCUUUGCCAACCUCCCCUCAACUAAAUAAUUUCCUGUGGCCUUAUUCAAUAAAUAAACUCAUCAAGAGUUUUAUUAAGCACAAAAUUAAAACGCUUAAAGACGGCACAAGUGUAAAAGUGAGUGUAUUGUGAAGUGAGAGUAUUUGUGUAUGAAACGAUUUAAAGAAACUCAUAAAAUAUAAAUAGAAGCAGCACAGCCAGUGUAUCAAAAAUUAAUAAUACAGUAAGUGAAAAAACACAUGUGAAAUAAGAAAAUGUGAGAACUUAAAUUAAUAAUAAAAAUCGGCCGCUACGUAUACAUUAUAUUUAGCUUAUCAACACAUAACAACAAAAAGAACGCUAAAAACCGAAAAACGUGCAUUCGCCGAACAAAAAAAUAAAAUAACAAAAAAAAAGCAAAAAAAAAACAUUGAAGUGUCAUAAAGAUCACUAUUUUUACAAAUAUAUAUAUACAUAUGUAGAUACAUAUGUAUGAACAUACAAACAUUCAUAUACAUAUAUACAUAUAAAGCCGAAACAUAUACCAAUAGUUUGGUGCAGUGUUUUAAUUCCUCUUCGUCACGCACAGUGGUACACAGUUGAUAAAAUCUCUAAUUGCAAAGUACUGUGAAUGAGUAAUUUCGAAUAUACUGGGCAAUAGAAACUUUAUAGGAAGCGAUUCAAAAUUCCGCGUGAAUAACCGAUAAAAAUCAACAGCUGAUCAAAUAUAUUUAAUGGUUGGCUCUCCAUAGUGUGAGCAAUAUUUUAUUCCGCAGCAACUACCGUUGCGCGCGCAAAGCAUAAUUGCUGUUAUAUAUUCGAUAUUUUUUGUACAAUUUGACGAUUUGUCGCAGCAAACGCCGCGCUUGCAUCCAUCACGUUGUUGCAUAUACAAAUGAGUAGCAAAAACAAAAACAGAACCAUUACAGUUAAGACUUUACCACACUACAAAGAACAACUGCAGCAAUUACAACAACGCAUCGAAGAGUUGAGCUUCAUCAAUAUACGACGUGCGAUCUUCACCUUCAAGCGUCUCAAUCACAACCCAGAUAGCAAUCGCCGCGUUGGGAUUACAAUAGGCAAAAGACGGAAAAACUUAACAAGCUCCACAAACGCAACAACUGCAACAACUGCAGCGAUAGCAACAUUGUAUGACAGUAAGCGGUGCCAACAACACUAACUAAACCAGAAACACCAGCAAAACAGCUGAGUUGAAAGAGUAAACACUCCGUGCAGAGUUGAACAAAGCAAUCUGCAGUGGCUAAAUUGCAGUUGACAGCUGCAGCAGAGCAAAGCAAAGAGAAAUCGGUGCUACAGUGCAACAGUGCAGCGGAGCAAGGUGUUCCAGCACAAACCAGUUUGACGCUUUGCAAAGCGACGCAUGGUGACGACUCUAACCGAAUUCUCAACUAACUUAGACGAGGAGGAGGGGAAGAUCAAAAGAAAGACGGUGAAAGAGUGCCAAAGAAAAGAACUCGAACAAGUCGAAGGUGUGGAAAUUAGUAUAAAUAAAAUACAAAAAUAUUGUGCAAAAAAGAGCGUAUAAUUAAACAGCUAGCAAGAGAGGUGAAUUGCAGCGAAACUGCAUUUCUAUUAGUUGACCGUAGCGAGCCCAACCGUGUGAGGUAAAUAAGCUGUUGUAACGGUUGAUUGCAAUCGAAUAAGCAUUCGUAACUACAAUAAAAGUGGACAAAUAGUGCGACACGCGUGAUACGAAUAGCUUGUGAUCGAACAGAGCACUUCGUAACUCGUAACGAAGUUAAAAAUACAAGUUCAUCAAUAAAUCGUCAAUGAAAACAAUAACUAAGUAAUUUAUACAAAAGGAUAAAAGUCGCGCCCUAUUUGACUCUAAUAGCGAAGCUACGGCCCCAGACUGCAACAGUAUUGCAUGUUUAUAGAAACGACAACUGAACUAAGUAAGGUUACCGAAUAACCUAAAGUUGAACAAACGGAGAAAUCUAAUUGCGCGUGAACACAGAAAUACUAAACAAACCAUAACAGUUCUCCAACCCUCCCGUACGUACACGGUACGGCAGCGUGCGCAACACAGUACCGUUGCCUCACCGGCGAAAAGUUAGAUCUGGCCUUCGUUGCGGCGUGCAGCUGUUCAGAUCAGCAGUUUAAGAGUUGCUCCACCUGAACCUGAUUCGCCGCCAUUUGUAGCAAGUUGCUGUGUAUGUUGAAUUUGUGCAUUGACUGCUGAUUGCAAUACAAUCGCACGUGUGAACGAUUUCGAUUGCCCCUUCGCAUCUUCUCAAUGUUUGAGUUCUGUGCAGAUAUGGGACAAAUUGGCCAAGAUUGUUCUAAUCAAGAUUACAAUAUGGAAGAUUUGGAGUUGGAUCAGGUCACGCAGGUGAUUAAUUAUCAUCCGCGUUUCCUCGAUCAUUUUCUACGAACACAAAACUUCAUUAUGGACGGCGAUGGGCCACUGCCAUAUGAUUACCGUUACUAUCUGGCCAUAAUUGCUGCAGCCCGGCAUCAAUGCCCAUACCUUGUGAAAAUGUACGAGAAGAAGUUCAUCAAUCAGGGCGGCAAGGCCGAGUGGCUGAAUGGCUUAGAUUAUAUCCCAUCAAAAUUACGUGCCAUAUAUGAUAUAAAUAAAAUACUAGCCCAUCGACCGUGGCUCCUACGCAAAGAACACAUCGAGGGUCUAACGAAAGGCAAAAACAGCUGGUCGCUGUCCGAAGUGGUGCAUGCAAUGGUUCUGCUCUCGCAUUUUCAUUCGCUAUCUUCAUUUGUAUUCUCCUGCGGUCUCACACAAAAACUGGAUGGUCUGUCUAGUCCUAAAUUAAAGACUGCUCCGGCACUAUUGUCCGCCGCCCAGCAGCAAUUGUCGACGAACCUACCGCUGCCACCGUUGCAACAACAAAUACCACAACAACCAAAGGCGGUCCUAAGUGAGAUAACAAUCAACAACAACAACAACGUUCUAGACCAUAGUAAUCAUCAGAUGUAUAAUAAUAAUAACGUGCCAAAUAUAAGCGGCAGCCCAUCUAUGCCCACUGACAUCACCACACAUGGCGCAACCAGCAAUGGCGUCGCUAAACAUACUCCUUCCGGCUCGCCCCAACCAAAUGUGCCGGUAGAGGCGCUGGUUGAACGCAUGAAAGUGCUCUCACAAAAACAUGACGAGUGCAGCGAAGCAGAACUGAGUAACCGUUUUAAGAGCGUUGAGAUGCAAACCGCCGAAUUACCUGCAGCCGCUCUCGAAGCCGCCAUCGAAGUACCGCCAAUCAUCUCACACUACAUCGAGGAUCCCACCUUCACAUAUCAGGAUUUUGCGCGUCGUGGUGCCGAAAAUAUACCCUCCACCUUCCGUGUUCAAGACUACUCGUGGGACGAUCACGGCUAUUCGUUGGUAAAUGGUCUGUACAGCGAUGUUGGUACUCUUUUGGAUCAAAAAUUUCGUGCCGCCUACAAUCUGACGUACUUCACCAUGGGCGGCUACCGCAAUGUGGACACGUCGAAAUUCCGUCGGGCCAUAUGGAAUUACAUUCAGUGCAUCUACGGUAUACGCCAUGACGAUUACGAUUACGGUGAAGUGAAUCAGGUGAAUAAAUGCUUAUUGGAUCGGCCUUUAAAAAUGUUCAUAAAAACAGCCUGCUGCUUCCCAGAAAGGAUUACCACAAAGGACUAUGACAGUAUACUUGUCGAACUGCAAGACAGUGAAAAGGUCCAUGUUAAUCUGAUGAUAAUGGAGGCCCGCAACCAGGCCGAACUGCUUUACGCGUUGCGUGAAAUAAUGCGCUAUAUGACAUGAUCUCAUUGUGAUUAAGCAUACAAACACAUACACACACCAAUAGAGAGAGGAAAACAAACAUAUUUCUUAUGAUUAAUUAUAUAAAUAUACACAUACAUACAUCAAUACACAUAUACAUAUACAUGGAAAUUUUAAAUGCUGGAAACACAUACAAAGCACUAAUAUUAUAUUAAGGAAAACAAAUUAUUAACCAAAAAUUAAACCAAUUAAAUUUCAGUAAAUAUAUGCGAGAGAAGGGAACACUAACACAGUUAGUCUUUGGUCAAGAUUAAAAUGUAAACACAUCACUGCGUCACUGCGCCGAAAACAAUGAAAAGCAUCUAGCCCUUUGAAACACACAUAAAUAUGCAAAUGUGAAAAUGUACACACAUUGAUACACCUACAUAAAGAGAUAUAUAAAUAAGAAGCAAUUAUUUUAAGGCAAACUACAAAGAAAUCAAAAAAUUGACCAAAAGCUUUUAGAGUUAAAAAUAAAAUAAAGGACUGUUAUUAUCAAAGUAAAAAUCAUAAUUUAGAUAAAGGGAAACAUAUUUUAACAAGUAAGGAAUAGCUAUGUUCGGAUAUAACCGAACAUUUUAUACUCUUGCAACUAUCAAAGAUCACAGACCUAAAAAAGUACCUUCAAGUACAUAAGCAUGUUAGUUAUACGGGAUCUAGGGCGAGUUUUCACCCGAUUUUAUUCAUUCUAAACAAACAUGUGUACAUUGUAAGAAAAAUACACCCUCUCGAUUUUAUUAAGAUAUUGGCCGAUAUACAUAUGUAUGUACAUACAUAUGUAUGUAUGCAAUAUAAAGUCACCCGGGAGUUCGAAAACCUCUUAUUAGGUAUGUGGGGGCUAAGGGAAGUAUUGACUCGAUUCAACCCAUUUGUAGCAUACAGACAUGCUACUAUAUAUCUCACAUAUUGACCGAACCUGGAAUUUCGUUUUGUGGGGGUGGAGGUACUCCGAUUACGCCCAUCUUCAAACUCGUACUUUUGUUUUGCUAAGGAACCAAGUUUCAGUAAGAUAUAUCAAUUUUUUCUCAACAGCUUGCACGCACGGACGGACGGACAGACAGUCACUCUGAUUUCAGCUCGUCACGUCAUCCUGAUCAUUUAUAAAUAUAACUCUUUAUCUAUCUCGUUUAGUUUUUGGUGAUACGUACAACCCUUUGGUGAACAGCAGCUGCAACAAUGUUGCAAGAGUAUAAAAAUUUGUGAAAUGUAUAAAACAAUUAAAAAAACCAUAACUGUGUUUUGUAAGAAGAAAGAAGGGAAAUUGUUGUUUUACUACCAUUUUACAAUGAUGUAUUCUGUGAAUUAAAUUGUAAUUAAUAUAAAUAUCAGAUGUAGAGAAAAAAUUAAGCGUUGACUUGUGUCUUUGUAUGCGUAAGAAUGUUCCGAUUGGCAAGCAAAAAAUAUUGUAAUGCCUAAUUGUGUUGUUAAUAGUUUUUUAUACUUAUGAUAAAUAUACCAUUAUUAAAGAAACUCCAUUUGCAUAUAUGUAUAAGCAUUAUUGUUAUCAUCAAGCUGACGAUGCUUGUGACCAUAAACAUGGCACGGUUGAUGCCGUAUUCAUUUCCUUUUGUAAGGUUUAUAGAGUUACUUGUUACUUUUUAAAAAGAAAAUUAAAAAAGCAUAAGUGAUUUUAACAAAUCUA
Bactrocera neohumeralis is the source of this 5817-nucleotide messenger RNA. RefSeq names its product sestrin homolog. The transcript has 10 exons. Gene Ontology annotation, cellular component: nucleus. The record is from RefSeq and is a predicted model, not a curated record. The coding region runs from base 2676 to 4178 and encodes 500 amino acids. Gene Ontology annotation, molecular function: L-leucine binding; oxidoreductase activity, acting on peroxide as acceptor. Gene Ontology annotation, biological process: positive regulation of macroautophagy; negative regulation of TORC1 signaling; cellular response to leucine starvation. NCBI's taxonomy places the organism in Eukaryota, Metazoa, Arthropoda, Insecta, Diptera, Tephritidae.